Messenger RNA from Colius striatus (speckled mousebird), 5695 nucleotides. Its product is annotated as ubiquitin-associated protein 1-like. NCBI's taxonomy places the organism in Eukaryota, Metazoa, Chordata, Aves, Coliiformes, Coliidae. The record is from RefSeq and is a predicted model, not a curated record. Bases 279 to 1826 code for a protein of 515 amino acids. Gene Ontology annotation, cellular component: ESCRT I complex. Gene Ontology annotation, molecular function: DNA binding; ubiquitin binding. Gene Ontology annotation, biological process: ubiquitin-dependent protein catabolic process via the multivesicular body sorting pathway; regulation of DNA-templated transcription. The transcript has 9 exons.
GUUACCCUCGCGGUGUGACGUCAGCGCGUCGCCGACGAGACGAGGCGUGGCGUGGCUGAGGGCAGGUAGACAAGAUGGCGUUCCUUAGUCGCGGGUGUGGAGGUGGUGUUGUGGUGUGGGUUUCGUAGGAGUGGGCAGUGUCUACGGGGAUAACUGGAGCCGUCAGGUGCCGCACAGGACACUGCUCGAGUCAAGGGAGCACUUUCCUGCUCAACAACCCUUGAUGAAUUUGCCUUCUAAGUGCUGAUUGCUGUUGAGAUCUGAGUAAACAAUUCUAAAUGGCUUCUACAAAGUUGGGAUCCGACUCUCAUGGGCCUUUCAGUUAUCUUGAUGAUGUUCCAUUUAAGAUAGGAGACAAAUUCAAAACUCCAGCAAAGGUUGGAUUACCCAUUGGAUUCUGCCUGCCUGAUUCUUCUCAGUUUGUCAGAGAAGCUCGGUAUGACUUCUCACUGGAAAAGAAAACCAUUGAGUGGGCUGAAGAUAUAAAAAAAAUCCAAGCUUCCCAGCAAGAAGCUGAACGCAAGACAGAAGCGCUAGUGACCUCAAAAGCAGCUCCAGAAGACAACAAAAUGGGGUUGUCUAAGGGACCUUGCCCUGAGGCCAUGCCUCCUCCUAUUAACCCCAUCCUCGCUAGCCUGCAGCACAAUAAUAUUCUUACUCCCAUGCCAGCCAACAGCAUCUCUGUAAAGCAAAAGAUUCUCAGUCCACCUUGUCCAAAAGCAGACUUCAACCCAGCUGAUUUUGAAUGUGAAGAAGACCCAUUUGACAAACUGGAGUUAAAAACUAUCGAUGAUAAGGAGGAAUUAAAAAAUAUUCUUGAAAUUCAUGUUGGUACUACUGGGCCAAUUGUUGCCCAGCUGUUAGAUAAUACUUUGUCCAAAGGAAGAUCUGAGUCUGUGUUACAAGAUGAGGAAGUUCUGGCAUCCAUAGAAAGGGCCACGCUGGACUUCAAGCCUCUUCACAAACCCAAUGGCUUUAUCACUUUACCACAGUUGGGAAAUUGUGAAAAGAUGUCCUUGUCUUCCAAAGUGUCCCUGUCCCCUAUCACUUCAGUGAGCAAUAUCAAAUCUUUAUCCUUUCCUAAACUUGACUCUGAUGAGAGUGAUCCAAAAUCAUCAAAGCUCACAAGCACUUUCCACAGCACUACCUAUCUGCGGAACAGCACUUUGCUCAGCUCUUUGCAGACCUGUGCUCAGAGUAAAGAUAGUGAACUGAAUGGACACCAUAGGGUCAGUCUUUCCACUAUAAAUGAGGACAGUGGUAUGGAGACAUCAACAUUAUCCUCUUCAUCCAGACUGCCUUCCCUGGCUGUGUCGACAGGAGAAGAAUCUUCUGAAAGCACAGCAAUCAUGGUAUACACAGACUGCAAGGAAACAGAAAUCCCCAUGGUAAUGCACCAAAAUUUCCCAGUGUCUAAAGUGCCAAAUAACACCAGCUGCACGAGGCAGUCAGGUGGCCCCACUCCUGAGCAGCAGUCCCUCUCCUCUAGUGAGAGGCAGUGUGUAGAGACGGUUGUCAACAUGGGGUACUCGCCUGAGAACGUCCUGAAAGCCAUGAAGAAGAAAGGACAGAACAUAGACCAGGUUUUGGAUUACCUGUUUGCACAUGGACAGCUUUGUGAGAAGGGCUUUGAUCCACUUCUUGUUGAAGCAGCUUUGGAAAUGCACCAGUGUUCAGAGGAGAAGAUCACAGAACUUCUCCAACUAAUGAGUCAAUUUAAAGAAAUGGGCUUUGAACUAAAAGAUAUUAAGGAGGUCUUAUUAUUACAUAAGAAUGACCAACACAACGCUUUGGAAGAUCUAAUGGCCCGUGCAGGAGCCAGCUGAAAACACAUUCCUGGAUUCUUGUCAUGAAAAGGAGCAGGACCAGCUCCCCCACCUUCACAUCCAGUGUGACUCACUCUCGGCAGGAAGGAGUCCAGCUUUGUGCAUACAUGGGAAAAUGAGUGAGCCCCCCUGUGUCCAUCGCUCCAGCAUUUCUCUUUCCACUGAGAACCAACUUCCUUUCUUAAAUUAAAUUUUGCAAGUGGGGUUGGACUAAAUGAUCUCUAAAGGUCCCUUCCAACCCCUACCAUUCUAUGAAGUGUCCUUUCCUAAGUUUCCCUUUUCCAGCUUGACCACAGAGAGUUUAGACUGACCAACCUCUACUGGAAUUGUAGAAUUGAACAGAAUAUUAAGUUGGUUCUGAAACUAGGAUGCUUUGGUUCCUUGAAGCUGCUUUCACAGUGUCUGCUUGUACUGAAUUGCUUAACUGUGUCUCAGUCCAGAUUAACUGGUUAAAUUUGACCUUUAGUGCAAUGGAAUUGGGUUUUUUGGUUGAAAGUUAGUCUGUAACUUAGUAAAACACUGGUUCAGAAACUGUUGCUAUGCAUAAAGAGAGAAGCUGUUCCUCUUGUAAGGUGAGUUUGUUUUUGUUUUCUUUUCACCCACGCAUCCAAUACUUCUGCCAGACAUGAGUAUCCACUGCCGAGUGGUGCAUAAGUUCUCUUGAAAUGGCUAAGCUGUGAAUUCUACCUGGGCCUGCAAUGUGUGGUAGUUCUUGAACCUGAAAGCAGAGAGCAGGGGCUUGGUAUCCUUAAUUCCCCCAGGCUUGUAGGAUAUUUAAGACAGUACCCUGCUGGGAAAUCAGUUAUCUUUUUGUUUUCAUUAAUACUCAGUAUGAUGCAGGAGGCUUCUUUUUCAAGCACUUUCUUUAAAACAAAUAUACUCACUGCAUUAGUUUCAUUUUUUCACACUGCUAUAGAAUUAUAUAACAUCUAGUACUAGAAAUCAGGUUUUGGAUUGGUUUUGAUAGUUCAAAGUAUAACGUUGUGCAUUGUUCAAGUUGUAAAUACAUAAAAUAUCAGCAGUCCUGAGGAAUCUUUAAUUUGCUAAACAUUUUGAUUCUGCAGAAGAACAACUAAUAAAACCCUCAAAUACCCAGUGUCACACUUCCCACCUUUCAUGCUCUUUGGCCUCAACAGAUGAACUUGCUGGAUCCUGCCCACCCAGGUGCUGACAGCUCCUAUAGGCACCCAUGACUGCUGUCUGUGUUGGACAGAACAACCAGAGGUCUCCAAGAAGGCAGCUGCAGUGGUGAAACAUACUGCUUUUUUUUUUUUUUUCCUUUCUGUGGUUCAUUUUUUGUUUGUUGCAAAAACCAAACUUAGGGCUCCAAACUUGCAGGGACCACCUCGCGGGAUGGAAUUCACGGACCACGCAUCAGACCAAUAUGAUUAAUGCAGAAACCGUUUAUUUUAGCAUUCAAUCACAUUAUAUAUAUGUUAUUCUUUUCUAAAUACAUGAUGAUUGGAUAUUAUACUAUUAUGAUUGGAUAGCUCAGUCUAUUAUGCUCUGUUCACGCGCCUAAUAGCAGAAUAUGAUUUGUUAAGCUUAACUAUGUUAGUAUCUUGAUAGUAGCAGUUUCUACAUUCUUUUACCUAAUUCCUUCUCUAUCUAAUUUCUAUUCUAAGCUUACACAGUUUCUUUCCCACACACAGCUACCUUCAUAUCUACAUUCUAAUUAACAACUCGUCCUUGACUAUUCUUCAGGCCCACUGUUCACUGUCUGAUAUAGCUAAAGUCUGAGGCCUGCAUCUGAGGCCUGUGUCUGAGCCUCAUGCAGCUUACGGUUUCAUAUAACCAAAGUCUGAGUGGGCCACAUGUCCAUUUUCCUUCAGGUACAUUGUUACACAAACUCACAUGAGAGUAUGGAGCUGGGAGCAUUGGAGGGAGAACACAGCUCAGCUUGUUGCCUCGGUGUAGGUUUUUCUGUAGGAGGUUUUAGCUCAAGAGGACCCCAAAGGAGGUGGCAAUUGUCUCCAUUAUGUUAACUUUACAUGACCAAAACAUCUUAUUUGGGACCUGGAAUUCGGUGAGAUGCUUAAUUAUAUAUUAAUGACAUACCUUUACUUAAAAUGAUGCUGAGGAGAGAUGUAGCUGGAACAUAUCUAGGAGAUGUGGAGAUGGAUGGUGAGUAGGACCAGGGCAGAUUGCUUUCCAUCACAUCCUGUAGCAUUGACCUUCACCAGCUUCUAGUGUUUGGGCUGAUAUCAAAACUUGGCUAAGGGAGACAUUCAGCUGCUGCCGCCUCUGGGUGUGGUUAAAGCAGUUGCCUACCUUCCCAGUUCAAAACAAUGAAAUGGGGUUCUUGAUGAAACAAAAAAGCUGGCAAACAAAACUCGAAACUGCUUUACUGUCGUAGCAGAGAGCAUUUGGUUCUGGUGCUCAUUUGGUUUUCUCAGAAUGUACAUCCACACAAGUCCCUGUCUGGUAUUAGCCAGUUCUGAAGGAACAAGGAGUCUUGUCACUGAAGAAACAACAAUUUAAACCAAACCUCUGAAUAAAAUAGUCAAUUUGUUUGUAUUCAUGUGUUAAAGUUUUUUCACAGUUUCCCCUGAAGGGGCUGGCUCUUAAGGCCACUACAGUAACCACUCUGCUUCUGGAGACUGUUGUAGAGGUGAGAUGGUAAGUGAUAACCUGUGAAGCUGGUCUCCUCAUUCCAAAGUGACAUACCUGUCUGUUCCCUAGUGAUGUCACUCUUGCUUUGACAGUGAAGUUUCUGGAUUUGCAUCGCUGAGUGGCUGAAGGCUGGAAGUAUCUUUCUGGGGUGGCUUCUCACAGGAGGAAAGACCAUGGAGUUGAGGAGAUUAACCUGGUGGCUUAGGAGAGACACACUUCUGGAGAAAUGUGUAGCAGGUGCCACAAUGUGAUGAGACUUGAAUGCUGGUCUGAGCCCUGUGCAUAGCUAGCUACUAUCAUACUGUCCUUCUCUCCUGCCAAGUGAUGAGCAAAGCUUAGCCUGGAAGUGGGGAGGUCCUGCUGAUGGCUGCUAUGAGGCUGGGCUCUGCUCUGCUGCCAGAUGAAGAGAAGAUGACUGCAUUCCCUGUCACACUUUGGGCUUUUCCUUAGUUUCUCAGGUCAGAUUGAUUUAGGUACCUGGCACUGUUUUAGAUUUGUCAGGUUAUUUUGCCUUCUUGGGCAAGCUGCUGCCAGGUCUGGGUGUCUUGGUGGAAGGGCUCGUGAAGAGAAGUAUAGAGGCAGAGCCAAAAUUUCUUCCCCAAAAGGGCCAUCAAGCCUUGGAACAGGCUGCCCAGGGAAGUGGUGGAGUCACCAUCCCUGGAGGGAUUUAGGAGUUGUGUGGAUGUGGCACUGAGGGACAUGGUUUAGUGAUUGCUGUGGCAGUGCUGGGUUAAUGGAUAGACUCGAUGAUCUUAAAGGUCUUUUCCAACCUAAACGAUUCUGUGGUUCUAUGAAAAUUGGUGGUUGUGCUUUGAGCCAGAGUCCCCCUGAGCUGCCUCCUGAUGGUUCCUGACAGCAGCAGCCUGGUAAUGAUUCUCCUGAGCAGUCAGUCACCCACCUGGCAGCUGAGGGCUCCCGCUCAACCUGCACUGGCCAGAGACCUGGUGGGAUAAGAAGUGCCGCAGUAGUUGCUGCCUUGUUUGGAGAGUGACUUCUUUCUGGGAUCUUACAGUCUGUCAGCAGCAGGGGCUGCAGCUGCCCCCAUGCUGUAAGGCCAGCCUCAUGGCUUCUGAAACACCAGCUGCAUCAGCAGGCCAGAUGAGAAGGGAUCUCAUACUGAUUCCUAGUCCCUGUUCAUCUUUUGCAGUCAAACAAAUGGGUAUUUUGAUCACAUUUAAAACAUUUUACUAGAGUUCCAUAGUAAAUUUAACUUUUUCAAUAAUGUCAAUUAUUCAAAUAAACUAUCAAGCACCUAC